This is a messenger RNA of Funneliformis mosseae, 217 nucleotides long. NCBI's taxonomy places the organism in Eukaryota, Fungi, Glomeromycota, Glomeromycetes, Glomerales, Glomeraceae. The record is from the annotation of a GenBank genome assembly.
AGCAAAAGAAGCUAAUGGAUGGCCAAACAAUAUAAGAGUAGCAAUUACAGCAGAAAUGUUAAAGGAAGAAGCAGCUGACUGGUACAAUCUAGUAAGCGCUACAAUUAACAGAUGGGAUGGAGAUGUAAACACAGGAUUUAGGAAAAGAUUCCUAGCACGUUUCUCAUCACAAGAAAAAUUACAUAGAUGGCAAUAUGAACUAAUAAACCUGAAAUAA